UAGUAGUUCUUUUGUUGCCGGAAAACAAAUCUCUAGGAAUGGAAGCGCCUCCUGAUCGUGAGAGGUUGGAAGAGGGAGAUAUACCUCAGAGAGAGGAGUCACAGGGAAAAGAUCCUGCAGGUCUGUCUGGACCGUCUACUGACAGCUGUAUUAGUAGCUCUACAACGGCUUCAAGGUUCCUGCAGGUUGAACUGGAAUUGAACGCAAGGUUACGGAUGAUGUCCUUUGGAAAACCAGUGCGGUACACAUACAACCCGCUUGAGUAUGCCUGGGACCCACAUCAGUGUUAUGUGGACACAUACUGUCGAGGAGGACAGAGUAUUCUCUUUUUGGGCAUGAACCCAGGGCCUUUUGGCAUGGCACAAACAGGGGUUCCAUUUGGUGAGGUAAAAGCAGUUCGUAAUUGGUUGAAGAUCACUGGAAGGGUUGGACGGCCAGCUGAUGAGCAUCCCAAACGACGAAUCACAGGCCUUGACUGUACUCAGAGUGAAGUGAGUGGAGCCCGUUUCUGGGGAUUUUUCCAAGAGCUUUGUGGUGAGCCACACAACUUUUUCCGCCAUUGUUUUGUUCACAACUUGUGCCCUCUCAUCUUCAUGAAUGAUUCAGGCAAGAACCUAACACCACCCGAACUACCCGCUGUGCAACGUGACGCUCUUUUAUCCUGUUGUGAUGAUGCUCUUUGUCAGGUUGUUACUGCGUUGGGUGUAUCCUUGGUUAUUGGAGUGGGCAAAGUUUCUGAGCAGCGAGCUCGGCGGGCUCUGGCAGAAGCUGGUAUCAAUGUGCGAGUGGAGGGUAUUAUGCAUCCAUCCCCAAGAAAUCCAUUGGCAAAUAAGGGUUGGGCGAACAUAGUCAGGGCCAAACUGGAGGAACUGGGACUUUUGAGUUUGCUCAACAGAUGAAAAUUCUUACAUUAUAAUCACCCAGCAGUGCUUUGGAACUAUACAAUAUCCAUUGUUAUGAUGCUAUGACUCUCUUCAAUGAGACACUGAUCAUUAUUUUGUAUUUUUAUGUACUUUUACAUGUGUUUUUUUUGGCCAUUUUGAAUGUGCAUAUUAUGUUAUGCAUUUGUUGAGGCUUAUUCUAUUUAGCCAUUAUUAAAAUAUGUAUGUGUUUCUGACAGCUCACUUGGUUGAGCCUUGCAUUAGCAGAGGGAAGUUCCAAGGCCCCUUUUUUAUAAACGUUGCGUACACACAAAUUGGCCUUAGAAAACGAGGCACAACAUUUUCAACAUACAGAUCAGGAUUUAUACAAAAUACACUUGCAGUAAACAAGUAUGGACACUUUUGACUCUUUAAAGGGGCCCUUUCAUGCCAUGUUUAGAUGCUAUUAUCAGGUCCCUGGUGCAUCCACAAACUCAGAAAACAAAAAAAACAACUCGGUAACUUUGUUUGGUAAGCCGAUCUCUAAAAGCCUUUAAGAAAAUAAGACGAUCAGAUUUUGCAUCCUUUCUGACAUAGGUAGUGGUUGUGUAAAAUGUCACUGUGGCACGUUUGUCUGAUUACUCAUAGAAAGCUAUGUAUAUGGCUUGUAAAUACGUGCUGUGUAACAUUAAUUUCACUUGCAGAAAACAUGACAGGUUUGUAAUGGGUACUUUUACUUAUAGAAAGCAGUGUGUAUGGUUUGCAAAUACGCAACCAGUUUGUCAUGUGUACUUUUGUAUAUAGAAAAUUAUAUGUUUGGUGUUUAAAGAAGAGAGACUGUGUUUCUCAUUCGCUCUAUGUGACCUUUCUUGUUUUGUUGUUAUCUGCUGGAAAGGGGCGGAGACUAGCAGCUCUUUUGCACUAAAAGGAGUAGUUCAAUUUAAAAUAAAAAUUUGUCAU
Molecule: messenger RNA, 1820 nt
Organism: Triplophysa dalaica
Lineage: Eukaryota; Metazoa; Chordata; Actinopteri; Cypriniformes; Nemacheilidae
Gene: smug1
Product: single-strand-selective monofunctional uracil-DNA glycosylase 1
Exons: 3
Coding region: 39-899 (286 amino acids)
Biological process (GO): base-excision repair
Molecular function (GO): single-strand selective uracil DNA N-glycosylase activity; oxidized pyrimidine nucleobase lesion DNA N-glycosylase activity
Source: RefSeq, a predicted model, not a curated record